UCGCGAUUCGCCUUUAGCCACGGACCGGGGCGACCCGCGCCGCGCCAACGCCUUCGGCUCCCCCGAUAACCAGACACGCAUCCCCCUAACCUGCACAGCGCGCACCGAGAGCGACGAGCGCGCAAGCCUCCAAACCCACCCGCAGCCAGACCCGUGGCGCGGGGCGCCUUCUCGCGCCACCACCACAAGAAAAGCUCGCGCUCUCAUCCUCCUAAUCCGAAGGGGUGAGGAGCAGAGGAGUCCAAUAACCGCGGAGCAGGAGGGAUGGCGGAGGAAGGGGAGGAGGCGCCGCCGGCUGCGAUGGUGGGGGAGGACGCGGGAGCGGCGGCGAAGGUCAAGGAUGACUUUGGGUUGCCCGCGGAGCUGGUGGCAGUGCUGCCGGCGGACCCGUUUGCGCAGCUGGACGUGGCGCGCAAGAUCACCUCCAUCGCGCUCACGUCCCGCCUCGGGCGCCUCGAGGCGGAGGCGGCGCGGCUCCACGCGCAGCUCGCCGAGCGCGACGCCGAGGCCGAGGACCUCCGCGAGCGCGUCGAGCAGCUCGAUGCAGCGCUCGCAGUCGCCUCCGGCCGCCUCCGCCGCGCCGAGGAGGAGAAGGAGACGCUGCUGAGCGAGAAGGCGUCGCUAUCCAAUAUCGUCAGGAAGCUCAACAGAGAUGUCGCCAAGUUGGAAGUUUUCAAGAAGACACUUAUGCAGUCACUCCACGAAGAUGAAGACAAUCCUAAUACUGCUCCCAGGGCAAGAGUUACCGAAACUUCGAAUUUCUCCUCUGCAACAUCUGUUACAGAUGAAGAUUCUACAUUUCCAACUUACAAAACGUCGCAGUUUUCAGAAACUGCAAGUUCUGUUUCAGAGGAAAGUAGUCAUGUUGACCAAGAUGUACCUAGGCCACCCCGUCCACAUGCAUUCUUGCCGUCGUACAACAGCACACCAAGGAUGACUCCCCCAGACUCACCUCCAAGGGGUUUUGCGCCGGUAUCACCGCCAAGGCGACAUUCGAUCUCCAUUACAUCAAUGAACAUGUUUAAUGACAGGUCCUCGGUCUUUUCUGGUCACCAUAGCUCUCCAUUUGACACAGCAAGUCAAACAGGACGAACAAGAGUUGAUGGAAAGGAGUUCUUUCGUCAGGUCAGAAACCGCUUGUCUUAUGAGCAGUUCAGUGCAUUCCUAGCUAAUGUGAAGGAACUGAACGCACACAAGCAGAGCAGAGAGGAUACACUAAGAAAGGCUGAUGAGAUCUUCGGUCCAGAAAACAAGGACCUGUACACCAUCUUUGAGGGUCUAAUUACUCGCAAUCUUCACUAGCCUUGAAACAUGAAAUAUUUCCCAUGGUUAAUAGUGAUCCAGAGUUUACUGGUAUAUUAUGAUUAAAAUGUUCAGCAUUUUUUGUAUUUUAAGUCUGUAGAAGUCACCUCAUACCAUUGCAGAUUCUUGGUAUAUAGUUUUCUCAAUUUCUUGUUUAUGUCAAUGUAGAGUCAUGGGUUGUCUGUAAGCUACAAUCUAUAUUUUAAUACAAACUAGCCUAUUACUCGUGCGUUGCAA
Molecule: messenger RNA, 1539 nt
Organism: Phragmites australis (common reed)
Lineage: Eukaryota; Viridiplantae; Streptophyta; Magnoliopsida; Poales; Poaceae
Exons: 9
Coding region: 265-1302 (345 amino acids)
Source: RefSeq, a predicted model, not a curated record